Ruditapes philippinarum (Manila clam) is the source of this 354-nucleotide messenger RNA. Its product is annotated as ADP-ribosylhydrolase ARH3-like. Bases 37 to 327 code for a protein of 96 amino acids. The transcript has 2 exons. The record is from RefSeq and is a predicted model, not a curated record. NCBI's taxonomy places the organism in Eukaryota, Metazoa, Mollusca, Bivalvia, Venerida, Veneridae.
CGGAAGAUAUGAGCGUCUAUAGAAACCAGAUUUAAUAUGGCAGCUUCCUUGUUGGGCAGAUUCCAAGGUUCACUCGUAGGAGCGAUAGUUGGAGACUGCAUCGGUGCUGUUUUUGAAGGGUUUGAUUGGUCGACUGUGGUUGGAACGGACAGAGUUCUAAAAUUGGUUGAAAAAAUAGAGACUGAUCAUGCAAGCACAGAGGCAAAGAAAAGAAAGAAAGAGUUUUUCGAAUAUACUGAUGAUUCUGCAAUGGCUCGAAACGUAGCGAAAUCACUGAUACAGAACAAUGGUCUUGAUACAAAGGAUAUGGCACGAAGGUAUAUAUAGUUUAUUCAUUUAAAAAUAAUAUGUACA